Molecule: messenger RNA, 945 nt
Organism: Penicillium manginii
Lineage: Eukaryota; Fungi; Ascomycota; Eurotiomycetes; Eurotiales; Aspergillaceae
Product: mitochondrial DNA replication protein
Exons: 5
Coding region: 1-945 (314 amino acids)
Biological process (GO): alpha-ketoglutarate transport; mitochondrial citrate transmembrane transport
Cellular component (GO): mitochondrion
Molecular function (GO): tricarboxylate secondary active transmembrane transporter activity
Source: RefSeq, a predicted model, not a curated record
AUGGCACAGUUGGCAGUUAAUGGUGCCCUAGGCUUACAAGAUGCUGUUGAGCAGAAGCGGCCAAUCCCGUACAAGAACUUGGCGGUCGGGGCGGUUAUGAACAUCUUCCAAGGCAAGUUUACCAUAUUCACUACUCUUGGACAACCGAUGGAAGUUCUCAAGACUCAUCUAGCAGCGAAUCGAAAAGACACUUUAAGACAAGCAGUUCAAAAGACUUGGGCUCGCGGAUAUGUGCCGGCUUUCUACCAAGGGCUUAUUCCCUGGGCGUGGCUGGAAGCUUCCACUAAAGGUGCUAUUCUGGUGCUAGUAUCAACAGAGGUCGAGCAUCAAGCUCGCACAAAGUUGAAUUCCUCUCCAACACUAUGUGGUGUCUUGGGUGGUAUUAGUGGAGGCAUCGCGCAGUCUUAUCUCACUAUGGGAAUGACAACAUGCAUGAAGACGGUCGAAGUAACCCGAACCAAAAUUGCUGCUGAAGGCGCCAAGGUUCCUGGAACAAUGGAUACCUUCUUGCAUAUUCUGCGCGAAAAGGGAAUUCGAGGUGUGAACAAGGGUGUCAAUGCCGUCGCCUUGCGGCAAGUCACUGGUUGGUCGUCCAGGAUUGGCAUCUCCCGUUUUGCCGAAGAAACCAUACGGUCUGUAAAUGGGAAGGACAAGAACGAAAAGCUCAGAUUUGGCGAGAAGAUCUUGGCAUCAACCAUUGGCGGUGCACUUAGUUGUUGGAACCAGCCAUUCGAAGUCCUUCGAGUGGAAAUGCAAUCAAUGAAAAGCGACCCCACACGCCCGGCAUCUCCGACAAUUGUAUCCACUUUCAAACACGUUCUUGCAACCUCUGGCUUCAAGGGCUUGUUUCGUGGGGUAGUACCCCGCAUUGGAGUUGCGGCGUGGGCUACGAUCUGCAUGGUAGGAUUCGGCGACACCGUAAAGGACAUGGUAAACCGCACAUGA